AUGAUAAUAUAAUAACGAAAUGCUAUAAUAUAAAAAAUUACAAUAGAAGGAGACACCUAUGAAAAAUUUCAGCCACCAAUUGGAUAAGGAUCAGAAGGUAUUGUUUAUAAGGGAAGAAAUAUUAAAACAUAAUAAAUUGUAGCUAUUAAAGAAUACAAAUUAAUAAAUCAAAAUGAAUUAAAAGCCAUAUAAGCAAUUUAGAGAAACAAUUUCAGUCAUAUUAUUGGAAUAAAAGGAGUAUAGAUACAAUAAAAUUCUUGUCCAAUAAUUGCAAUGGAAUUUGCUCAUGGAGAUUUCUUGUAAUUUAUGUAAUCAUAAGAAUAUCAAAAAUUAACUUAUAAUGAAAAAAAUUCAUAUUUUAUUUAAGUAAUUAAAUAAAAUGAUAUUUUAGAUGGUAUAAGGAGUUAAAUAACUUCAUUCAAUAGAAUUAUUUCAUAGAGAUUUAAAACCUGAAAAUUUUGUAUACAUUAAAGAUUCUAAUAAUAAAAUGACUAUUAAAUUGAUUGACUUUGGAUUAGUCAAAGAAACUGCUGAUUAAAUGAAAAAGACUAUUUAGGCUGGAACAGUAGAGUAUAUGGCUCCUGAAGUGUUUGAUUCUUAAAACAGUUUUUAUGAUAAGUCAGUUGAUACAUGGUCUUUGGGGAUUAUUUUGUAUUAAAUAUUGGCUCAAGAGAAUUUCUUUAAACGUAUUUUGAAAUCUAUAAUUUUAGAUAAGGGAAAAAAAAAUUUCCUUUAGAUAAAGUAAAAUGGAUAAAAUUUCAUCGACGAGCGAAUUCAGUAUAAUUAUAAAAUUUAACAAAAAGAAAAAGAUUUAAUUAAAAAAAUGCUAAAAGUGAAUUCAUCCGAAAGAAUAUAAUUAAAAGAUGUAUUAGGAUCUUAAACUGUAUUUUAAUAAUUAUAAAAAUAGAACAAUCCUAUUCCUCUUCCUCUACCUCAAAAAAAACCUUAAGAUAUAUAACAAUAUAAUGUCAUAAUUGAUAGGAGACCUGAUUAAUAACGAAAAGAACAAGAGUAGAAAUUGACAAAAGAAAAAGAUUAAUAUGAAUCUUUAUUCAUUAUUGUAAAAUAAUAAUCUAGUUAAUAAUCUCUUUAGAUUAAAACAAUUUCAGAACAAAUUAAGUAUUAUUAAAGAAUUAAACUAUAAUUUUAAGGAGAAGUGAAGAUUUAAGAUGUUAUACAAUAGCAAUAAAUAAUAACAUAAGAUAUUUAAGUAUUAGAAUAGUAAGAGAGGAUGAUAUAAUAAUUUGAUUAGUUACAAUUAAUUUCUCUUUAUUAAUAAUAUAAUAGCAAACUUGAAGAACUUUAAUAAUCUUAAAAUAGACUUAAAAUUUUAAUUGAAGAGGCAAAUAAAUGUAUUUCAUAAAUCGAAAGAUAAUAUGAAGAUGAAUAUCAAUAAUAAAUUGAUAAUUUAAAUGAUAUUUUAAAUGAUUAAUUAGAUUAAUUUAAACAUUUAUCUAAAUAUUAAAAAUAUGAAGAUAAAAUAAAUUAAAUAAUUAAUAAGAUUGCAGAUGAACCUGGUAAGUUGAAUUUUCUAAAAAUAUUAAUAUCUUAAAGAACAUUGGUAGCUUAUUAAUAAUACAAUCAAAAUUAAGAUUAAAUUUAAUAAUUAAUAAGUGAUUUUUAGAAAUAAUAUAAUUAAUUGCAUGAAUAAAUUUACAAUGAUGAAUAAAUUGAAGAGAAAAAUGGAGAUAGAUUAAACAAUUAAAAAUUAUACAAGAUUAAUUGGAUUUAUUUAAAUAGACAAUGA
Molecule: messenger RNA, 1747 nt
Organism: Paramecium pentaurelia
Lineage: Eukaryota; Ciliophora; Oligohymenophorea; Peniculida; Parameciidae
Source: the annotation of a GenBank genome assembly